AAACAAAGGCGUCGUCAGCGGCGGACACCGAGGGGUCGAGCAGGCCCGGCAUCCUACCCCAUUGCCGCAUCGGCAGGCCACGGAAGGGGAGGAGGGCAUUUGAAUUUCGAACGCCGCCGGCCGCUCCCCAUUCCCUACCAUCCUCUCCCCUGUCCCUCCGGCCUCCACCGUCCGCAGGCAGCGAUGAAGGCGUCCGCGGCCUCGCGCUACGCGGCCUACGACUCGCCGUCCCCGUCGCCGCGCCGCGCGGCGGCGCCUUCCGCGCCGACACCGGGAGGAGCGCACGGGAGCAGCAGCAGCAGCCGCGCGCUGGUGGUCGCGGGGAGAUCCGGCCGCGACCUGCGGGGCGCCGGCGGCUUGCCGCAGCCCCACCACCAGGGCAACCUGGGCUCCGUGCUGCGGCGGCUCAUCUCCAUGGACAAAAAACCGCCUUCCGCCAAGGCCCGCCUCCCGGUCCCUCCUGCCGCCGUCGCCGCCGCGGCGAAGACCAACGGCGGCGGGAAGCUGCCGGGGCUGUCUCGGAAGCUUUUCCAGAAAGGCUCGUCCGCCGAUGCGGCGGCGGCCAAGAAGACGAAGGCCCUGACGGACGUCAAGAACGGCGGCAACAACGCCAACACGCGGACGCUCGCCAUGGUGCUGCGCAGCGAGCGGGAGCUCCUGGCGCAGAGCCAGGCGCAGGAGGAUGAGAUCGCCGCGCUCCGCCUGCAGCUCGAGAACAAGGACCGGGAGGUGGAGCGGCUCAAGGACCUCUGCCUGCGGCAGCGGGAGGAGAUCAGGACGCUUAAAGACGCCGUCCUUUUCCCGGAGCCGGAGCCGGAGCCGGACCGCCGCCUCCGGGACGAGAUCUCCACGCUCACCAGCCAGAUCCAGUGCCUCGCACAGGAGCUCGCCCAGGCACGCUCUCUGUCACGAUCUCGCCAACACUCGGCAAGGGCGGGUUUUGACGAUGAUGGAUACUGCUCUUCCCCUAGGACGCCGGGGUUUAACGAGGAGACAGCUUUUUCUCUGGAGUGCAGCAUCGGAGAAGCUGAGACGCCAAACUAUGGUAGCCCAGAUGAAAUGUUCAGCAAGGAUCUCAAUCCUUGCCUGACCCCCUGCAUUGUCAAGAGCAAAUCCGAUGUAUCUGCACAAUUCCAGUCUUCUUCCCAUUUCACAAAGGAAUCCAAUGGUUCUCAUUGCAGCAGCAGCAAGGCAAGAGCAGACCGCUCUCACAAUUCUUUUGGCAAGCCAAUGUCGAAGAGCUCUGAUCAUCACAAGCCUACCUCAGGCACCAGCAGCAAACGAAGAGUAUACAAAUCUGACCAAGACAAGAUCUAUCAGAACCUGUUUGAAGUUUGUCAUUGUCAUGAACGUGCCAGUACAGGCAGCCUAUGGCCUCUGGCCCUCUGCUAUGUGAAUUAUUUAUAAGCAUGUGGACUUCUAUGGUCCAUGGAUACUGGUUUGGUGAAUGCAAUCUUGGUUUGUUUUGUUAUGUUGUGUUCUUACUUGCCCAGUUAUUUACAGUGCCAGUUUGACUCUGCAUUGUCAUGGUUAGAUGCAUGUGCAAAUUCUUUUUCUUUUGAAGAUGGUGCACAGUCGUUUGGAUUGCUACCUUUGGCUUAUUGGCUUAGCUGUGUGGUAAUGAUAUAGCAUAUGCAUAAUGUUGUCAAAGUGUAGCAGAUGUUGUCAGAGUGUAGCACAUAGCUGGAUUGCAUUCGCCAAUCGAUGUAGGUAAUAUGUGAUUUGUAAGGUGCAACUUGGUUUUUGCUUGUGAAAUUGUUGAAACUGGUAUAAUAUAAACCUUUCUUUUUUUAU
Panicum virgatum (switchgrass) is the source of this 1794-nucleotide messenger RNA. RefSeq lists its product as uncharacterized. NCBI's taxonomy places the organism in Eukaryota, Viridiplantae, Streptophyta, Magnoliopsida, Poales, Poaceae. The coding region runs from base 184 to 1407 and encodes 407 amino acids. The transcript has 4 exons. The record is from RefSeq and is a predicted model, not a curated record.